GGCAGUCUGCUGCAGGUCAAGAAAGAUGGCGGCGGAGGAGAGCAGGUUGAAGCAGCGGAAUCAUAAAAACAGCAUCUUCAAAGAAGGUGGCCACGGGUUCAAAUCGGACACGUCCCCGAUGAGGCGUGAGGAGGAGGAAGAUGACCUGCUGGAGGAAGAAGAGGAGGAAGAGGUGGGCGUGGCCAGGCCGGUGCAGAUCGUGGUGGCGGAUGAGGAGGAGCACUCGUUCUCUCUGCAGGAGGAGGCUCUGGAGCGACUGCUGCUUCAGGAGGAGGUGCAGGACCUCCACGUGGUCGUCGUCUCGGUGGCCGGAGCUUUCCGCAAGGGCAAGUCCUUCCUGCUGGACUUCAUGCUGCGCUUCAUGUACAAACAGUCGGACUCUUGGGUGGGCGGCGAGGAGGAACCUCUGACCGGCUUCACCUGGCGAGGCGGUUGCGAGAGGGAGACCACGGGCAUCCUGGCCUGGAGCGAGGUGUUCGUGGUGGAGAAACCAGACGGCUGCAAGGUUGCAGUUCUUUUAAUCGACACACAGGGGGCGUUUGACAGCCAGUCCACCAUCAAAGACUGUGCCACGCUGUUCGCCCUGAGCACCAUGACCAGCUCCGUUCAGGUGUACAACCUGUCCCAGAAUGUCCAGGAAGACGACCUCCAGCACCUCCAGGUCAGUAACAGCCUGCGGUCAGUUUUACAAACAGCUCCCAGCCCAUUCUGCCUUCUCUCCAACCAACCGAUACGGGGUAAAAAAAAAUCUGCACGCUACCUGGACUAACUAAAUCAGCCACA
This is a messenger RNA of Epinephelus lanceolatus (giant grouper), 783 nucleotides long. NCBI's taxonomy places the organism in Eukaryota, Metazoa, Chordata, Actinopteri, Perciformes, Serranidae. The record is from RefSeq and is a predicted model, not a curated record.